AGCGCCACCUAUGAGUAACCUCAUUCACUCUAUAAUGUUGCACCACCACAAAAUCAAUUAUUACAACAACUAAAACCGGGUUAAAAGACCCAAAAAGAUAUUAAACACGAUGAGUAGACGUUUGGAAAGAGAUUCGCCCUCGAUAAAAUCUGGAAGCGCCGGAAACCGGGAUCGUUCGAGAUCUCGAUCGCCAACACGGCGAGAUGAACCGCACCACACCAAAUUGGAAAAUGUUGGAUUGGGGGCGAAGCAUCGGUUAAAAAGUUUGGGGAUCCAGAUGAAAUUGAGUGGGCAAAAACCGACCCCCUCGAAACAAAAAUUGUCGGUCGCCGCCGCUUUUAACCAGGACAGCGACGACGAACCCGAGGAGAUGCCCCCCGAAGCUAAAAUGAGGAUGCGAAACAUCGGAAGGGAUACCCCAACGUCUUCAGGCCCGAAUAGUUUUGGAAAAACCAAACAAGGAUUUUCGGAUGCAAAAAAAGUUUUCGAGAAGAAUCUAAAAGAGGCGAUGGAAAAUGCUUUAAAAGACGAUUAAAAUGUGUUAAAUAAAACUAAUAGUACCU
Messenger RNA from Onthophagus taurus, 563 nucleotides. RefSeq names its product PEST proteolytic signal-containing nuclear protein. The record is from RefSeq and is a predicted model, not a curated record. Gene Ontology annotation, biological process: proteasome-mediated ubiquitin-dependent protein catabolic process; protein ubiquitination. NCBI's taxonomy places the organism in Eukaryota, Metazoa, Arthropoda, Insecta, Coleoptera, Scarabaeidae. Gene Ontology annotation, cellular component: nucleus.